ACACAACCUGCGUCUGUUUUCCUUACACAUGUUUAUAGACUUUCAAAGUCCGUUGGUGGACCCAGAGGUCGCACAAGCCCCGGAGUUAGGGCAGCACGGAGAGAGUUCUUGGAGAUCCGCGUUCUUCGGAAAAUAGAACAAUGGGCGCGCCAUCAUGUCGUUACACCACAAAGAGUCGCUCGUGUACCACCGGCAAGCGCAAGGUCCUCAGCCAACGAGCGCACAAAAAUUUCGAAGUUGGAUCGUGUGGGCGGCGCAUCGGGAUCAUUGUCAGCGCCGGUGCCUACUUCUUGCUGCUGCUUGCAACCAUCAAUGCGCGCGUUGCAGAAGGGAGACGGAUGCACAUCAUGACCGACUCCGGUAUGCAUUCGUUAGGUCUGGGAGGUUUGACGUGCAACACGAACCAAAACGGCCCGCAGCCCCCGGGAGAAACGCCCGACGUCCUGGUAGACUUGGCCUCGGUUUUUCACCUGCUCAGCCGCAACAAGCACAACGGGAAAUCGUUUCCCCUGGGCGACAUCCUAAACCCCGUGGCCAAGCAAGCGGUAACGCGGAGCACCUGGGAAGCCAAAUGCAGUGAGCGCGACGACUGGCUCACGACCCAGGGCAUGGGCCGACCGCUCGAGGACGUGCAGAAAAAGAUCGCCCGGUGGUAUCGCGAGGACGCCCUGCUGAAGGUGCUGCACAUCGGUCUUUUCAGUGGCGGAUCCAGCUCGGCGGCUCCCGAAAGCUGGCUGGUGCCGACGACCGCCGCCCCCACAACGAGUGGGCCUGGGGGCACGACCAACAGCGCCGGUCCAGGGGCGGGCCACGACGCCGACCGCACGCCCCGCCGGCGGCGGGACUCCGACCCCCGGCCAACUCUGCGGGUCGAGAACUCUCCUCGUGCAACGCACGUCCGGUCCCUAAGUCUGGAUGGUGCCCUGAUGUCACAGCAGCCUGGGCGUCCGCCGUUGCCGCACGCAAGUGAGUUUCUGCACUCUGCGCGCCCCGGGCACGUCCUGACUUCCCUGGACCCUCAGCAAAUGAAACAGCACCAACUUCUGCACGCCAGCACCGACGGUAGAAGUACCUCGCCAACGUUGAUGGCAGGAGCGUCGCCACCACCGCUCCCUCCGACCAAUGCGAACAGGUCUCCGAGAAGUAAGGGGGCCAGUGCCGGGUCGGAGCACAAACAGUGCUUACUGGUUGGCGAUGACCGCGCUCUGUACACCAGCUCGUAUUACCAGGCGCUGCGCCGCGGCGCGUGGGAGGCCUUUCACGAAGACACGCUGGGCAGGUUGGCCAAACCCGCUCCCGGGGUGCUUGCCCCAAAAAAGGUCGCGGGGCGGAUAUGAGAGUGCACAACUCCCCCUCCCCCUCAUUUCGAUUUGUAAUGCAUAAUCCCAAAUUCAAGCUGUGCCUCUUGGCAAUGUUUGCAUGACAAAGUUAUCCCUACUUAGAUAACGACAAAAGCUCACCCUGCAGCCGUCCCAGGAGCUCUUUGCUGUUGUCUCUCGGUAGUGAUCGCUUUGCCCAAGUCGAUUUCUGCUAGAGUUUGCUGGGUAUGAGGUUACCGUUUUAGGCUAUUUACACAGGGACGCCCUGCCCUUAGUUUCCCAACAUGACAACUUCUGGUAGUCAAAAUAGCACUCCACACCAGUGUAAAUUUGUCAUGCAAAAUCGGCAUUCUUGCUGAUGCUUGUAUUGCCGUUCAUGCUAUACAAAUAAGGGGGAGGGGGAGUUGUGCACUGUCAUAGCGGAGGCGAAAAAUUCUCAAGAAGGUAUUGGCGUUUCCCUUCCGCGCGAUCGCGUACCCGUUUCACAAAACGGCACAGAUGCUCACGGGCGAGGAGCGCGAAAAGUACCGCAACAGCCACGACCACGAAAAAUACCACCAGCAGGCCGACGCGUCGGAGCUGCUCGCCGCGACGCCGGAGAUUAUUGACCGCGACUCGCCGUACGCAGCCGGCCACGACGGGCGCGUCUUGCUGAAGUGGUGCGAUAUCAACUGCAAAAAUGUCUGGGUCUGGAAGAUUGCCAGGUUUGUCAUGCAUAUUUUGAAUGACCCAUGAUGUCUGUGAUGCAUGCUCUAGCGUCACAUACUUUGAGAGGACUUUGUGACUCCUCUACCGCAUGAGAAAUGCCCUCUCCGCGUAGCACAAACUGGAGUCCUCUUGCUGGUCAUGCAAUACAAAUUUUUUUAGAAUUUAGCGUCAGCAUUACAAGUUUAGAAGCUUUCCGACCCAGACACUUUUGCAAUCCAUAUGCGACCCGGAGAUGCACUUUCAGCUGGGCAUCGACGACUACAAGGUGCCGCUUCGCACCCGCAUCCUCGGCCACGCGUUCUCCCGGCUCGUCGACCACCUCUCUUCCGACGUGCGUCUCAAGUUCAAGAUCCCGCUCGGGGAAGCGGACUGCUUCUUCAAAAACCAGCGCAACGUGGUCUUCAACAGUUACGCAGCGAGUGCAGACUACGACGAAUUCUUCUCGAUGGAACUUUUUGCCGGCCUCCAAUGCAACCUCGUUGGCGGUUUGCCGCCCGCCGUUGUGGAUCUGUUUUGGAAACUCAAAGUCGUCGGCCCGAAGAAGGAGCAAAUAAAGCCUGCUGGGGCGGCUGGUAUUUCUAAAUUUGCAGAUCACGGCGCUGACGAGGAUAUUGACAUCGAUGAGCGAAUCACUCGACAGCAAGAACGACGGGACCUCGCCAGGGGCCUGCCGCCCGCGAUGAAUAGACCCAGUACUACGACUACUAGAGGCAGUGCAACAUCCGGCUGCUGCACCGCGGGACUGACCGCUUCGAAGGCAAAGAGGCGUCACCACAGCGCGGACCACAGGGGACGCGCUUUGCACCACGGAGCUGCAACUUCCGGCCAUAGCACGACCCGUGGUCCUCAACAUCUUCCGGACGUAGCGGUCAGUUCUGAGUUUGACGUGGGCCUGCGCGGGUCGCUCGCGGUGGUAAACGCGGUGUCCAGCAUCCGCAGACAGAUUCUCGGGGCCUACAAGGAGAAUGUGAAAAACGGGCUGCACUCCAUAAUCCUGCAACAAAUUCCGCAGACCAAAGAGCUCCGGUGGGGCGCGAAAUUGCGCGACUGGCUGCCGACGAAGCAAACGGCGUUGAACGAGCUCGAGACGGUGUACGAGCGCAAGCAGAAAGCCGUCGAGAACGUGCUGGCCGAGGCCGAGCGGGCCAGAACUUUGAAACUGAAAGAGCUGAAAACGGCCGGUGGCGCCGCCACGACAGCUGCUGCCCUCUUGAAGAUGUCCGCACCGGGUCGUGGUGGAACGUCAAGCGAAGGAGAUGACGAGGGCGAGCACUUUGACGACGAUCUCACGUCCGCUUACCAGGCGGAUAGAAGACACGUCGCUGACAACGACGCGAAUCUCCAACAGGUGGAACAAGUAGAAGAAGAACACCUGGUAGCCUGGAACCUGCGCGACUGGCCCCUGCAAAGCAACGAGUGCACUCUAGGCGUGGACUGCCGCGAGAAGCUUCCGCCCAUGAAGCUGCAAGUUCUAGAGGUAGACACAGCAACCAGUGGAAAGAAAGAAAAGACGAACCGAAAGAUGACGAUCGAGAUCGGCUUUCCCCAGUUCGUUAUGACAGUGCACAACUCCCCCUCCCCCUCAUUUGUCAUGCAAAAUCCACAAUCCCGCACCCCCCCCGGGCUUGAGUUGCGCAGUCUGUUAAGCAUGACAAAUACCGGAAGCCCAAGCAGUACUACAGACGGCGAGUGAACUUGUCAUGCACUGGCUCCACGUGUGCCGGUGUUUCGAUUGCUGUUCAUGCACUACAAAUGAGGGGGAGGGGAGGUUGUGCACUGUCAUAUUCGUCGCCGGGUUUUUAGAAGUGACCAAUCUGCUGCUGAAAGAGCUAGAUCUCGCCUGCUACUGGACGCACGCACACGAGAUGGUGUUGGCUUUUGGCAACGGAUACGGCGACAAGGCGAGCGGCGCCCGGCCGGGCGUCGCCGGCGGACGCAACUAUGGUCAUGGGGUGACCGGGGCGGGGCAAAAUAUGAUGUCAACUGCUGCUGCCGGGGUGAAGAACCGAGACCACCUGCUCCAGGCGGAGGACGAUGAACAAACUCUCUUUGGUUCUACCCGCCUGGCCAGGGGCGUGCGGCGGGCACGCACUGCGUUGCUCGAGGCAGAUCCCCUGAACACUACGAGCGUGACGUCGGCCGAUAGCGCCGAGUUCGAAGACGCCAUUGACCCGGACGUGCAGCAGUCCAUCGGGAGUCGGAAAAUCGACACACAGUACGUACCGCAUCUGGCCUUCAAAUUGCAAGCCCGCUGCGACGACCUGACGCUCUUUAAACACUUCGCGGGCGUGAGCGUCGAAGCGAGCUGGGAGUUUGUGCUGGCCGGUAACGCGCUGGACUACCAGCAAAAGGAAGAUGGCAGUGGAGAGUCGCGAACUAGUAUCAAAGACCGCAAAAUCCACCUGCUCGACUGGUUCGAAAUCACGAAGCUGAGCGCGGAAAUGAUGGGAACACACCAGUUUCCGCUGGAUGGCUGGGUCGUCAAGCAGUUGCGGGGACUGCUACGAGAACAGGUGCUUGGACCGACCGCAUGGGAACUGCAGCAACUCGCAUCCAAAAUCCACAUCGUCUGAACAACAGACGGCGUGAUGAAACGGGUAGCAGUAGCGACCGUAGCUAAUGAACCCGGCCCAAUUCAUCAAAUCUAGCGAAGACGUGAAAAAUGAAGAGCAGAAGCAUUUUACGCAUCAAAGAUUUUGAAAGAGAUGCAGUAGAUCUUGCAAGUGUACCAAAUGGAAAUGAAGCUGAAACCACUAUACUUUUCUGUUGUUUGAAAAAUGUAAAGGACGCUAGUUUUUCUCAAAUGUUGAUAUUUGCAAUCUGUUGUCUGCAAAACGCAACUGAUUCUUUCGUACUACAACUUUUCUGAUGUCUGAUAAAAUGCAAAGACUUCAUCAUCUCUAAUAUCAGGAAUGCGAUGAUGAAAUACUCGACCGAAUUCAAAUACCUAUUUCAUUUGCAGUGCCGU
This is a messenger RNA of Amoebophrya sp. A120, 4995 nucleotides long. Lineage: Eukaryota; Dinophyceae; Syndiniales; Amoebophryaceae. The record is from the annotation of a GenBank genome assembly.